Molecule: messenger RNA, 2720 nt
Organism: Liolophura sinensis
Lineage: Eukaryota; Metazoa; Mollusca; Polyplacophora; Chitonida; Chitonidae
Exons: 24
Coding region: 105-1991 (628 amino acids)
Source: RefSeq, a predicted model, not a curated record
AUCAAGACUGAUAAAGGCCCCGAACAUCAUUGGAUACAACGCCACUCUCAACAGAUCAGAGAAAAGUUUCUAAUCCUGGUUACAGACAGAUUUGAACAGCAAUCAUGACGUCAUCUAAGGCUUACCAGAAACUUCGGCAAAUUCAACGAGACCAUUGUUUGGAAGAAGACAAAGACGCUGAUGUAGCCAUAAGUCAGAGGCUAAAGGAAGUACAGGCAAUGGUGACUAGACGUGCGGAACUCUGGCAAGUCUGGGAGCUGAUGAGUGAGGAACAGAAAAACAAGAUAUUGCAAAUAGCGGAAAUUCCUACUGAAAACUUGAAAAAAGAAAGAAGAAAGAAAUGGAAGAGUAUAGACCUCCUCAGAAAUGCCGCUCAUAUGUGUUAUAUGCUUGUCAAAGCUUUCGUCAAUCGGAGGGCGUACGCUGAGCCGGAUCACGUGCCUGUCGCUCCAGCAGCCAUGAGGAGACAACAGAAUGUCUUUGUCGAAGAUCAACCGGAACCGGUGACAAAAUCCACGAGGCGCCAUCAAAUGCGAACAAGUCUUCGGUUUAACACACAGUUAUCCAUGUCAAUUGCCCCACAACUGAGACGCGAAGAGGACAUCAAACAGAUACUGUCCGUUUUGAGAGCCACCAAGGCGUUUAACCAUUUGUUCCCUGCUGAAAUGGAGACGGAAUUGGCAAAGGUGGUGGCUUACGAAAAGUAUGAUGACGGUCGGAUAAUUGCUAAACAAGGGCGGACACCUGAUCGAUUCUACUACGUCAUGACUGGCAAAGUUCACCUAAUACAAGAGUUUGUUCUGAAUGCUGGGACCGUUCGAAAAUCUAUGGGCUAUCUUACAAAAGGGAUGACUACGGACCCCAACGAACUAGACAACAAAUGGUUACGGGACAUGAAUAUGGUGGCCAAAGGACAAGUAGAGGUCCUGCUCAUUGAAAAAUCGGAUUUUGCCCGACUUCAGCAUACGACGGCCGGGCCACCAAUAGAAUUCCUCAGAAAUAUUGAUGUUUUUCAUGAAUUCCCGUGUGAGAAAUUCUUGGAUUGUGGAGAUGCUUUGGAAUACAGAUAUUACUGUGAGAAUCGGACGGUAGUACAGGACUCGAAUCGGACACCAUGGCUACACGUGAUCAAGUCCGGUUGCGUAAAGGUGAUUCGAGAACAGAACGUCAUCGACACGAGUAAUGACAAACUCUUCUCCGGUAGAAGUGUGGAGGAACUUGGAUGCGCCAGACCAUUCAGUCAUGCUGACGCAAUGUUAGGUAUCUUGGCUCAACAGCGGAAGAUGAAGAACCGACUGACCCUUCCAGAGAUAUCGAAGUCAAGAAGAUCCCCUUUGAAUUCCCAAACAUCAAUGACGGAAACAGUUGAAUCUGACAAAAGAUCUCCAGAUCCUGGCAGCGUUGGAGCUCUGGAGACCGAGGUCAAAGCACCCGUUACACCAGGGCCUACCUCACAGCAGCGCACAACUCUGAAGCAACAAAAGAAGUUAGUCCCGACCGAUCCCUUGUUAGCGUCCAUGGUGAGCAUCCCCAUCCAGUCCGCAGACGUGGCACUACCCCUGGGGGCGAGUCUUCAGCGAGAUAAGACGAAUUUAUCAAAGCCUAAACCGGCAGUGGAGGCCGUUCACAGGAAAGCCUACCUACAGUUGGAUCUUCUCAAAACAGGAGACGUGUUCGGAUUGUCCGAAAUGGCUGCUAAACUAAGACGAACUGCUAGUGAUGCGAAUAAGGGACUGGAGCACAUGGAGAGUCCACUGGCGUCAGAGGGCCCUGGGGUAAUCUUGGUCAGUGAGGGAGCGGAGGUCAUUAGAAUCAGCAAGAGGUUUUUUCUUCAACAUGCAAGGAACAACACAAUGUUAAAAAUAGAGACGAUGCAAAGAGAGUAUAUGAGUGAGGAGGAGGCCAUAGAUCAGCUGUACAGCACGGAAACAUGGCAUCGCUAUAAGUCUGCUCUGAUGUCGCGAACAAUACACGAACUAACCAAACCUUGAACAACCCUCAACAGCGUUCUCUCCAAGUAAACUGAAGUGCAGACCACGACAUAGAUGUUUAAUCCUUUGGAAGGAAAACAGACGUUCGUGGCGUCAUCGUGACCCGCAAGUUUAAACAAUUUAACCAUUGAACCCUGAAUAAGGGAGUGAAAUGUAAAGUGCAUGCCUCAAGGAAAUACGAGCAAACCAAGCGGGCGUAAAAAUUGGCUUACAAAAUUGGACAAGGGAGGUGUCCAGCUCACACCUUUCCUCCCUUGUGAAUGAGAGGAACGUCUACGUUCUGGUGGCAAUUUCGUAACAUGCACCUGUGCCCCAUAUUAGCUUUUCUGUAGAUAUGUGAAGAGAGAAGAAGAGAAUAAGAUAACGAGAGAGAAAGACUUACGUGCACACAGUCGAUGGUGAAAUAUGGCAAUUCUCAAAUAUUUCGUUAUAUAGUAUGCAAUCAAUUAUUGUACUUGAUUGUUCGUGACCAGCUUGGCAACUUUUGCAGUGACACAUUCCUCUGCAUGUAAUCCGUCCACAUGUUAAAUAUUUAAUAGUAUACCAGCCAUCAUGGCGAAUGGUUGACACUAGUGGAUUAUUUGUCUCAUGUUUAUGUAGACAAAGUGUCAGACCCAAAGACCCGCUGGACUGUUCCGUAAGCGACUCCGCACCUACCCCUCGCUUAACGCAUGUGAUGGUUUCAAACAGCAUUUCAGAUCGUGCCCUGGGAACAGGCCGGACAGCUUU